Messenger RNA from Carica papaya (papaya), 2652 nucleotides. RefSeq names its product ABC-2 type transporter family protein (gene ABCG13). NCBI's taxonomy places the organism in Eukaryota, Viridiplantae, Streptophyta, Magnoliopsida, Brassicales, Caricaceae. Gene Ontology annotation, cellular component: membrane. The record is from RefSeq and is a predicted model, not a curated record. Gene Ontology annotation, molecular function: ATP hydrolysis activity; ABC-type transporter activity; ATP binding.
CAUAGAUUACAUGCAUCUGCCUCCAUUCUGGUUCUCUUUGUUCUCUGGGUUUUGGUCCUUUUUCUUUUUAGAAUUUUCAUAAUUACUAAACUCUUUCAUUCCCUGUAAAUCCCAAUGUGUGUGUGUGUGUGUGUGUGUACAUAUGACGAACUGGCUAGUCUUCAAUAACUUAAUCAUAACCUACUUAUAAAUCUCAUACUGUCUUACAUAUCAUCUUGUACCUUAUAUAUAUUGAACAUAAAUUAUCUAACGUUUAGGUCUUCGUGUUGAAACCAAGCGAAAAUAGCUGAUGGGUAGUGUGGAGGUGGAGGCGGAGGUGGGCGGAGGCGGCAGCUGUCGUGACGGUGGCAAUGCCGGCGGGGGAGGAGGAGGGAUGUACUUAGUGUGGGAGGAUUUGAGGGUGGUGGUGCCAAAUUUUGGGAACGGUCCAACAAGAAGAAUCCUAAAUGGUCUAACAGGGUUUGCAGAACCAGGAAUCAUGGCCAUUAUGGGGCCUUCUGGCUCUGGCAAAUCCACCCUUCUUGAUGCUUUAGCAUGUAGAUUAUCAGGAAAUGUUGUCAUGAGUGGAAAUGUUCUUGUUAAUGGGAAGAAGAGGAGGUUGGAGUAUGGCGGUGCUGCUUAUGUGACUCAAGAAGACAUAUUUUUGGGAACCUUGACAGUGAAGGAAACCAUAAGAUACUCUGCCCAACUGAGGCUCCCAACUACACUAACAAAAGAUGAGAUAAUCGGGAUUGUCGAAGGGACAAUCACCGAAAUGGGUCUUCAAGAUUGUGCUGAUCAGCUGAUUGGUAACUGGCACUUGAGAGGGAUCAGUGGUGGCGAGAAGAAAAGACUCAGCAUUGCACUCGAAAUCCUUACCAGGCCCCGUCUUUUAUUUCUUGAUGAACCAACUAGUGGUCUGGAUAGUGCCUCUGCUUUCUUUGUUGUUCAGACUUUGAGGAACAUUGCUCAUGAUGGCAGAACUGUUAUCUCUUCAAUUCAUCAGCCCAGUGGUGAAGUCUUUGCGCUCUUCGAAGAUCUAUUUCUCCUUUCUGGCGGUGAGACUGUUUACUUUGGAGCAGCAGCCAUGGCUGCAAAGUUCUUUGCUGAAGCAGGAUUUCCUUGUCCAAGUCGGAGGAAUCCUUCAGAUCACUUCCUCCGUUGUAUCAAUUCAGACUUUGAUGAAAUAACAGCAACUCUACUGGAAUCUAGGAGAAUAUAUGCGGAAGAUCAGAACCCAUUAGAUCCUCUGGAGAAUUUACCAACAGGAGAGAUCAAAGCUGCACUGAUUAAAAAAUACAGGUAUUCGGAAUAUGCAGCAGCUGCUAGAGCAAGGAUUCAAGACAUAUCAACAACUGAAGUACUUCUUAUUGAAAAGAAAAGUGGGAGCCAAGCAAAAUGGUGGAAGCAGCUAUGGAUAUUGACCCGGAGAUCUUUUGUGAAUAUGUCCAGAGACUUGGGUUAUUACUGGUUAAGAAUAGCAAUCUAUGUACUGUUAUCUAUAUGUGUGGGAACAAUAUUUUUUGAUGUCGGAACAGACUACACCGCAAUCAUGGCUCGCGGAGCUUGUGGUGGAUUUGUAUCAGGCUUUAUGACAUUCAUGUCUAUUGGAGGCUUCCCAUCUUUCAUAGAAGAAAUGAAGGUUUUUGUUCGAGAAAGGCUCAACGGCCAUUAUGGGGUUACGACAUAUGUUCUCUCCAAUUUCCUGUCUUCAUUUCCAUUCUUGACUGUGAUGUCCCUUUCGACAGCAUCCAUCACGUAUUACAUGGUCAAAUUUCAACCAGGAAUUUCACAUUUUACAUAUAUCUGCCUCGAUCUUGUUAGUUCCAUCGCAGUUGUAGAGAGCUGUAUGAUGAUGAUAGCCUCACUAGUUCCCAACUUCUUGAUGGGAGUCAUAAUAGGAGCUGGAUAUAUAGGCAUUAUGAUGAUGACAUCUGGCUACUUCCGGCUCCUCCCAGACCUUCCCAAGAUAUUCUGGCGCUAUCCUAUCUCGUAUAUCAACUAUGGCGCAUGGGCAUUACAGGGCGCCUAUAAGAACGACAUGAUUGGGCUUGAGUUUGAUUCUCUAGUACCUGGGGGGCCAAAAUUGAAGGGGGAGGUGAUUCUUACGAGCAUGCUUGGCAUUAAGCUGAACCAUUCAAAAUGGUGGGACUUAGCAGUUAUUGUAAUCAUGCUUAUAGCUUAUAGACUGCUUUUCUUUUUCAUUCUCAAAUUCAAGGAGAGAGCUUUGCCUUUGUUCUAUACUUUUUAUGCCAAGAGGACUCUGCAGCAUCUCAAAAAGCGGCCAUCUUUUAGGAAAAUGUCACCUUUUCCUUCCAAGAGACACCAAGUUCUCCAUCCUCUCUCCUGUCAAGAAGGUCUUAACUCUCCAAUCCACUAGAUGAACAACAAGCAGUGCAUGGAUACUUGCAUAUCAGGAGCAAUGAGGGAAAGAAACAAGAGCCAUUAGAUUAAGCUCAUUCGUAAGGACAUUAUUGGUUCUCUUUCCUUCCUGCUUUCCUUUACAGGAUCCAAAGGAAAGGCUAACAGUGAUAUAAAUGAUCAAUCACUGAUUAAUCAUGUCUUUGUAGUAAUCUGUCCGAUUAUUGCUACGUGUACAUAGGUGCAGAACUAUAUAUCUUAUGGUAAAUGAAAAUGCGCGGAUGAAUAAAGACUUCACAGUUACACAGAAAA